AUGGACCUCAUGAAGCCCCCUGGGCUGGCUCAGCGGCUGCGGUACGGGGCGCCGGGAGUUAACCGGGGUUAUGGACGCGGCCCCCCGACGCUCCAAGGUUCCCUCCCCGACGGCCUGAACCUGCCCCCGGCGCCCGCCCCGCUGCUGCAGGAGCCCGAGGUGCAGCCGGCCCCUCGCCACGGCCGCGGACACCACAGCAGCGACCCAGCGGGACCCCCGGCAGCGCCCGCUCCCCCCCGGCUGCGCGGAUCCGGGUCCCUGCUCGGCUCUGGGUGUGUGCCGUGUCCCUGUGCUGUGUCCCUGUGCUGUGUGUGCCGUGUCCCUGUGCUGUGUGUGCUGUGUCCCUGUGCUGUGUCCCUGGCUGGGGUCUCUCCCCCUGCAGCCGCCACGCUGGCACCGUCAGGGAGCCUGGAGCUGUGGGUGCCAGAGCGUCUCACCUUCAGCCUCUGGGACUACGGGGUGUUCGCCCUGAUGCUGCUGGUGUCCACCGGGAUCGGGCUGUUCCACGGCCUCGCCAGGGGUGGCCAGAAGACAUCGGAGGAUUUCUUCACGGGGGGCCGGCGCAUGUCAGCACUGCCCGUGGGGCUCUCGCUCUCCGCCAGCUUCAUGUCAGCCAUCCAAGUGCUGGGGGUGCCGGCCGAGGUGCACCGGUACGGAGCCAAGUUCCUCUGGAUGUGCCUGGGGCAGCUCCUCAACACACUGCUCACUGCAAAGCUCUUCCUCCCUGUCUUCUACCGCCUGGGGCUCACCAGCACCUAUGAGUACCUGGAGCGGCGCUUCAGCAGGAGUGUGCGGCUCUGCGGGACCCUGCAGUACGUGAUGGCCACGAUGCUGUACACAGGGAUCGUCAUCUAUGCCCCAGCCCUGAUCCUUAACCAAGUGACCGGCCUGGACAUCUGGGCGUCCCUGCUCUCCACCGGAGCCAUCUGCACCUUCUACACCACCAUAGGUGGGAUGAAGGCUGUCGUCUGGACAGACGUCUUCCAGGUCUUCGUGAUGCUCUCUGGCUUCCUCGCCAUCAUCAUCCGAGGGGUGCUGCUGGUGGGGGGCCCCACCAUGGUGCUGGCCAUUGCUUCCAAUGGCUCCAGGGUGAACCUGGCAGACUUCAACCCCGACCCACGGAGCCGGUACACGGUGUGGACCUUCCUGGUGGGAGGCACGCUGGUCUGGCUGUCCAUGUACGGUGUCAACCAGGCCCAGGUCCAGCGCUAUGUGGCCUGCAGGACCGAGAGGGAGGCCAGGAUGGCACUGCUGGUCAAUCAAGUGGGGCUCUUCUGCAUCGUCUCCAGUGCAGUGGCCUGUGGCCUUGUGAUGUUUGCACUCUACAAGGACUGCGAUCCCCUCCUUGCUGGCUACAUCUCAGCCCCCGACCAGUACAUGCCCUACCUGGUGCUUGACAUCUUCAAGACAACCCCAGGGGUGCCCGGGCUGUUCCUGGCCUGUGCCUACAGUGGGACUCUGAGCACGGCCUCCACCAGCAUCAACGCCAUGGCCGCCGUCACUGUCGAGGACCUCAUCAAGCCCAGGCUGCCUGCGCUGGCACCGCGGCGGCUGACCCUUAUCUCCAAGGGGCUGUCGCUCAUCUAUGGCACCUCGUGCAUCACGGUGGCUGCUCUGGCCUCGCUGCUGGGGGGGGGUGUGCUGCAGGGCUCCUUCACAGUCAUGGGGGUGAUCAGCGGCCCGCUGCUGGGUGCCUUCAUCCUGGGCAUGUUCCUGCCCAUGUGCUCUACAGCCGGCGUGAUGGGGGGCCUGGCCGUUGGCCUGGCCCUCUCCUUGUGGGUGGCCGUGGGGGGCACCCUGUACCCCCCCAGCGCUGCGACCAUGGGGGUGCUGCCAGCCUCCGGAGCCCUCUGCCCCCUCUACAACCGCACCGCUGGCACCAACAGCACCUUGGUGCUGGGACCGCUGCUCCCCCCCGAGGAACCCACGGCGCCAGCACGCCCAGCCAUCGUCGCUGACUUCUAUGCCAUCUCCUACCUGUACUAUGGGGCACUGGGGACCCUCACCACAGUGGUGGCCGGGGUCCUGCUCAGCUCCGUGUCAGGGCCGAGCAAGCGGACACGCCUGCCCCCGGGCGUGCUGUGGUGGGACAUCACGAAACAGACGUCCUCAGUGGCCCCCACAGGCAGCAGAACCCCGGGGGAAGAGGCCCUGGGCAAGGCUGAAGCCCCUCAGGUGCUACUGGAGGGGGAUGGCAGCACCCCCUGGAGCCCUCCCGAGCCUAGCACCACCACUGACCUCCUGCUGCAGGAGACCCACGUGUAGGGUGUGGGGCAGGGGGAUCACAGGGGUAGGAUAACACAGGAUAGAGUGUCCAAUAAAGGAAGAGCUGUUUCA
Messenger RNA from Neopsephotus bourkii (Bourke's parrot), 2337 nucleotides. It is a transcript of the gene SLC5A5, whose product is annotated as solute carrier family 5 member 5. Bases 1 to 2265 code for a protein of 754 amino acids. Gene Ontology annotation, cellular component: membrane. The record is from RefSeq and is a predicted model, not a curated record. Gene Ontology annotation, molecular function: symporter activity. Lineage: Eukaryota; Metazoa; Chordata; Aves; Psittaciformes; Psittacidae. The transcript is spliced from 16 exons. Gene Ontology annotation, biological process: sodium ion transport; iodide transmembrane transport.